Messenger RNA from Punica granatum (pomegranate), 1685 nucleotides. The record is from RefSeq and is a predicted model, not a curated record. NCBI's taxonomy places the organism in Eukaryota, Viridiplantae, Streptophyta, Magnoliopsida, Myrtales, Lythraceae.
CCUCUCAAAAAGCCAAAAGAGAAGCUGUUCUCCAAAAACCCACACCGUCCUCAGGUCUUAUUCACACCUCCAAACCAAAAUCUCUCCCUCUUUCAUAUUGUAUUCUAUUCAUAUUCUCACAUCACAAAUAGAGACUUGGAGACCAAGUUCCCAAAAAAAAAAAACAGAGACAAACGUAUGAAUGUGAGCUCUUAAAACCUCUCAAGACCAGACCAAACAUAUACGUGUAUGGAGAGGAAAGAUCAUCAGCAUAAUCUUUACCAGCAGCAGCAUCUCGACUAUCCCUCGAUGGCGCUGUUCUCCGACGAGAUUCCCACCAGCCUCGCCGGGGGAGGAGGCGGCCCCUUCGACCUGCCGUUCGAUCAGAAGGGGUUCAUGGACUUGUUGGGUUUCCAGGAUCACUACCACUUUGCUGCGCCGUCCCCUUCGUCUUCCUUAUUCGAUCUGCUCGGCCAGCUCCAGCCCCCGCCGCCAGCCCCUCUGCAGAUGGAGGUGCCGUCAUCACUGUGGCAGAAUCAGCCGGGUACAGCUGUCCCAUCGCCGGUGCCGGCGGAUUCUUCGGAGGUGGUGAACAACCCCGCCACGCCCAACUCGUCCUCUGUUUCUUGCUCAUCGAACGAUCGUGAUCGAGCAGCCGAUAAAGCCAUGGGAGAUGAUGAGGAUGAAGAUGGCGAAGGACGGCGGGGCGGCGAGGGUGGCCGCGACGAAGAGGAAGAGGAAGAAGAUAAGACUAAGAAACAGUUGAAACCUAAGAAGAAGAACCAGAAGAGGCAAAGGCAGCCGAGGUUUGCGUUCAUGACAAAGAGUGAGGUUGACCACUUGGACGAUGGCUACAGAUGGCGGAAGUACGGCCAAAAAGCUGUCAAGAACAGCCCUCAUCCUAGGAGCUAUUACCGUUGCACCACUGCUGGGUGCGGUGUGAAGAAGAGAGUGGAGAGGUCCUCGGAUGACCCGUCGAUAGUUGUCACCACCUAUGAGGGGCAGCAUACCCAUCCGAGCCCUGUGAUGCAGCGCGGGAGCAUCGGAAUCAUGCCGGCGACCUCCACCAGCUACGGCAGUGCGACCCACAGUUCCGCCCUCCUUUCGCUGCCGACAUCUCAAAAUCACUUCCAUUCCUAUAUGUACAGAUCAUCUCCUUCCCCUUCACUUAUUGGUAACGUUAGCCCUAAUGCAAGCUUCAGCUCUGCUUUUCCUAGCUUACAUCAAGAUGGAAGGUUCGAGACCUCGUUUCCGCCUUCCCUGCUGACCGAUCACGGGCUUCUUCAGGACAUGGUGCCACUGCCCGCUCCAUUUCCGAAGGAACCGAAGGAAGAGUAAUUAAUUAAUUCUUAUUGUAAGUUUUUAAGUACGAGGUCAUAUAUAUUUUCGCUAGACGACAUGUACGAACUCUUCUAACCGAUUGAGAUAGGUUCCUUAGUUAACCAAGUUAUUCGAGUCUCCCGCAUACUUCUGCGUUUAUCAUCAGAGAAUGGGUCGAAGAGCCAAAUUCAACAUGGGGUACUAGCUAGCUAGCUAGAUUUUUUAUGGCAGGUUUUAUUUCUUCUUUUUAUUAUGACUGGCAUUUUUGCUGUGCUUUAGGGAGCAUGGCUUAGCUCUUCUUGGGUUCCUUUAUGUUUAUUCUUUAUAUGUAGAGAUGAUAUAUAUAUAUAUAUAUAUAUGUUAACUGUCGAUGUUAAUUAUCUUGA